This is a messenger RNA of Tachysurus fulvidraco (yellow catfish), 1775 nucleotides long. It is a transcript of the gene lsm14b, whose product is annotated as LSM family member 14B. The record is from RefSeq and is a predicted model, not a curated record. The coding region runs from base 143 to 1285 and encodes 380 amino acids. Lineage: Eukaryota; Metazoa; Chordata; Actinopteri; Siluriformes; Bagridae. The transcript is spliced from 9 exons. Gene Ontology annotation, molecular function: mRNA binding.
GUCUGGCAUCUUCUCCAUGUGUUUGUGGUAGUAAAAUGUGACGUGGGCUUUUGUGUGUUAAUUAUUAGCUUCUGUAGUAAAGGCUUCUGUAGUAAAGGCUUCUGUGAACAAGGACCGCGUCCCGACACGUAAGGUGUUGAACAUGAGCACCGGAACUCCUUAUAUAGGCAGUAAAAUCAGCCUCAUCUCCAAAGCCCAGAUCCGCUAUGAGGGGAUUUUAUACACUAUUGAUACCGACAACUCCACUGUGGCUCUGGCUAAAGUGAGGUCCUUUGGUACCGAGGGACGACCUACAGACCGACCCGUACCUCCACGAGAUGAGGUUUUUGAUUACAUCAUCUUCAGAGGAAGUGACAUCAAAGACAUUACUGUCUGUGAGCCACUGAAGCUACACCCCGGUCUGCCUCAGGAUCCUGCGAUCGUCCAGUCAUCUGUAGGUAGUUCGUCUUUACCGUAUGGCCCUCAGGGUGGUUACAGUCCCUACAGGAGCAUGAUGCCACCUUAUAACCCCCUUGCUGCUAGUUCACUGCUCAAUCAGCAAUAUGCUGCUGCACUCAGCUUGGGAGCCGGACUGCAUGGCCCUCUAAGAAGAGGUCCCAUGGUGGAGCAGGCUGUCCAGACGGUGCCUGCUGAAAACCCAGCUCCGAAAAAAGGCUUGGUGUCACAGCAGCAGGGCCGUGAGGGUGGCAGGGUGCAGCGAGGCAGAGGAAGUCCUCAAACACAGAGGAGUGCCAUGUCUGCGAAUGCUCAGCAAGGAGAAGGGCAAAAUCAAUCUAAUGAUGAAAACAGACCACCACAGAGGAGGAGACAAGGUAAUCGCCGAUCCCGGAAUCGCAACCGAGGUCAGAUUAUCGUAGCCAACACAAAGCCCACCACCCUUCAGUUCGAGUCGGAUUUCGAUUUUGAAACGGCUAACGCGCAGUUCAACAAGGACGAGCUGAUCAAGGAAGCUGAAGACGAGACCGAAGUCAAAGGUAAAGAGGAGAAAGAGAAGUCCGACUCUGGAGUGGAGACUCAGAACAGUGAGGGAGCUGCAGAUGAGGAUCCUUUAGGCCCAAAGUGCUUCUACAACAAGGCCAAAUGCUUCUUUGACAACAUCUCUUCAGAACUUAAAUCAAGGCGUACGACAUGGGCAGAGGAGCGCAAACUGAACGUGGAGACGUUCGGAGUUCCCGGUCGCUUCCUGAGAGGCCGUGGGUUUCGUGGUGGGUUCAGAGGGAGGAGAGGAAGAGGGAUGACUCAGCACAUCUCUGCUCAACCAGCUGUCGGAAGCGGUAGAGUGUGACAGAUCUUGACGGAUUCUUCAGAUAGCCACCAAGUGGUUUUGUAAAUAAGAAUUUUCUCCUCCCUUUGUUUUCCCUUUCUAAUGACUUUGUAAUUUCAGUUGGAGUCUUGCACUUAAACUGUAAUUAAAUAUUUUUUUAUUUGUUUGUCCAAAGGCAGCUUUUUUUUUUUUUGUUCGUUAUUGCUGCCUUCACUAGUGAAAUGUUUCUAAAAUGUUUGCACAAACUGAACUGCACAUUAAUUUGAUCUAUCGACAUUUGAUUCUAAGUAAAGCUCUUUUAUUUAUGCUUUAUGAUGGAAGUAAUAUCGGAAUUGCAGAAUGUAGAUUUGAUUAUCAAUGUCAGCCUUUGGCAUUUGUUCCCCGAACAUUGAUUAAAGAGGCUUUUUGUUUUGUUUCCUUUAUUUUUGCUUUGCAUUUGAAUUAACUGGGGACUUUGUACAAAAAAAGGAACCAUUGUUAAUAAAUUGGAAAAUGGCUGAUAAACCUCAAA